CUGCAAAAAAAAAAGGGGGGAAGGCUUUUUUGUUAGGACGCCGAGUAAAAGCUGCCAUCCAAUCACCGCUUACUUGAAAUAAAUCGGGCUUCUUUUUGAAUUAAUAAAUAUAUAUCUCAUCCGUGGGCUUCCUAAUUCUGGAAUUAGUUCCUCCUCAGUCUAUGGCCCCCAGUUCUCUCAGACUAUUUUAACUUUUGUACAACAUGGAUACUGAACAGAUUAUCGAGGGACAGCCACAGGUUCCAGAAAAUCCACAUGCAGAAUAUGGCCUUACGGAAAAUGUAGAGCGGAUAGUGGAAAAUGAGAAAACAAGUGCAGAAAAAACAUCGAAGCAGAAAGUGGACCUUCAGUCAUUACCUACACGUGCAUAUCUGGAUCAGACAGUUGUCCCUAUCUUAUUACAAGGCCUUGCAGUCCUUGCAAAGGAGAGGCCUAUAAACCCUAUUGAAUUUUUAGCGGCAUAUUUGUUAAAAAAUAAAGCACAGUUUGAAGACAGGAAUUAAAUUCAUCUGAAGAGUGACAAUUGAUUGCUAUGUUCUGUACUAAAAACAUGAAUCAUUGUCUGAUACAUAAAUCCUGCAAAACCAAAAAUUCUCAUGUACAGACCAUUAAUUGAAUUAUUUAAUAAAAUACCUUAUAUAAAUUAUGAAA
Molecule: messenger RNA, 651 nt
Organism: Pantherophis guttatus
Lineage: Eukaryota; Metazoa; Chordata; Lepidosauria; Squamata; Colubridae
Gene: DPY30
Product: dpy-30 histone methyltransferase complex regulatory subunit
Cellular component (GO): Set1C/COMPASS complex
Source: RefSeq, a predicted model, not a curated record